CAAGCUCACCUCAGUCGAUAUCCGAAUGUUCAACAAGACUGGUGCGUUUCGUGCGAGUUCAAUCAUUUCGACUCAUCCGGUCGUACUUAGCAGCUUAGAUUUUCUCUUGUUGAUACUGAAUAUACUGUGAAGUGUCCUCAUUUUUUGCAUUGAAUGUCCUUACGCUAGGUUACCUUAUGUAGAAGGUAUCAGAUAUACAUAUUAACACCUUUACGAAAAUCGCGAGUGUAUAAAUUAAAUGUAUAGGUCUUAGGCGGCGGUAUAUUAAGUAACGUGUGUCCUAUCAAAGUGAUACUGUGACGGUAUGGUGAAGUUCCCGAAAAAAAUGGAUAAAUUCAUUCCUCUGCUUGCAAGUCUUCUGCUAAUUGGUUAUGUCACUGGUCUUGAAUGGGAUGCCGUUAUAACCACAGACAGCGGAAUUUUGUUCUUCGAUCGAAACUGGACGCAGAUCUCAUCGGGUGGUCACCAGUUCCAGCACAUAUCCGCGUUCGCCUAUGAUGAAGUGAAAAGAAAAAUCUAUUUCAGCGACCGUAAUAACUCAGCCUUUCGGCUGUUUUCGCUCGAUGUAAAUCCCCACGAGGAGUAUCAUAAAAUUACAAAGCUACUGCCAAAGUCGGACGAAACGGCUUACAUUACGGGGUUGGCGUUCGAUCAUCUCGACCGGAAGCUGUACUGGACUGAGAAAGGUACGCACUCCGUUUACUCGGUUGAGGUUGACAGAAUAGGAGUUGACAAGAAUGAUAGCCGAAGGCUCAUAAAUUUAGUAGCAACGGUAGAAGAGGACCACGAUCUAGCUGCAUUGAGUAUCGAUGAGUGUAACAGGUACCUUUACUGGACCAACAGUUUCCUGAGAUCUUCCAAUAUUGUCAAAGCAACGAUGAAUGGUUCGAUAGUGAAAUAUCAUACGGAAGAUGUGUAUCAACCGAAAGGGAUUACCAUUGACUAUUAUAGCAAUCGCAUCUACUGGGUGGAGAAAAAGUACGGCAGAGCAUUUACUAUUCAGAGUGCCAACUUAGAAGUGGAAGAUCAGCGAACCUUCCUCACUGGCAUGGAUAAAGUUCCAACACACGUAUCCUUGGACAAUGAUUUCCUAUAUUGGAUCGAUCAGACAGAUGGAGAAGUGCACCAAACACUGAAAUCCAAUCCGAACGCAAGUCGUGUUGUUUUCAGGGGUAAUCGUCCGUCAGCCGUCAUUAUAAGAUCGAGCCUUUUGUUAGAAUUUCAAAAGAACAACCCCAGUUGUAAAAGUGUUACCUCCAAAAUUAUUGACAAUGUAAGACGAGAUACCGCAGGAGAACAGCCCCAAGCCGACAAACCCAGUCAGGCUAAGGCAGAGAUGAUCAUUUGCUUGAAUAAUGGCAUUCUGAACCACAACACGAAUAGUUGCAUCUGUAUGCCUGAAUAUCAGGGUAAUUUUUGUGAGAUACCGAUUUGCAACAAUUUCUGCGUUCACGGCGAAUGUGUUGUGGGCACCGAUAGUCGGCCGAUGUGUAAGUGUAAUGCGAAGUUCGAAGGUGAACGGUGUGAUCGCAAUAAAUGCGAUGGAUACUGUCUCAAUAACGGACAUUGCAAAUUUACCUCUUCCGGUGCGACGUCUUGCGACUGUCCGAAAAGUUUCACUGGUGCUCGAUGCGAAUUGGCAAUCUGUACAUCGGACUAUUGCUACAACGGCGAAUGUUUCGUGGAAGGUGGCGUCCCUAAAUGCAAAUGUAGUGCAGGCUAUCAGGGAAAACGCUGCGAGGAGUAUACUUGCAAUAAUUACUGUCUCAACGAUGGAAAAUGUGUACUUAACAACAAUACGAUGCUGGUCGAGUGUCGCUGUAUAGAAGACUAUACUGGGAAGAGAUGUGAAAUUCCUAAACAGUUCUGUUCGCUCGAUAAUGGUAACUCAGAACUGAGACAGUAUUGCGAGGGAGUUGUUGUCACCCCACAUCAUAUGGAGCCCCAAGUUACCUACUGCAAAAACUCAUUCAACCGCACUGUCGUGUACGCAUCGCUUGCAUUCACUGCGUCCCUGUUCAUACUGAUGGUUAUCUUCUGGAUGGUGCGACGAUUUUACGAAGGAGGAAGGCCUCGUAUCACCAAGCGGUUCAAAGUCACUAACCAUACACCAAUGACGUCUCGUCCAGCAACACAGUGUGAGAUUACGAUAGAGAACUGCUGCAACAUGAAUGUUUGUGAAACGCCCUGCUUCGACACCAAACUACUACAAAAGUCGAAAACUGAUGACAAACAGUAUCUACUGGAUGACAUCGAGAGCAUAGCCGGUUCCUAUCGUAAGCUUCCCAGUGACAAAAAAUAGCUCUUACUACCUGUAACUGGAACGGCCUCCAGCAAUGGUGUUAUCGAAAAGUGGUUCACACUACUCUCUAUAGCGGCAGCUGUAAAAGUGCGAUUAAAGAGAAAACUAGCGUAAUGAUUAUGAUAAAUCAUUUGCAUAAAACUGAAAUCUCUCCAAACUUUAGCAAUAAUUUGUAGAUAGGCAGAGCUAACUUAUGUGAUUAGUUGUAGGAAUAAUUUUCGGUUCUAGCUUGUGUUAGAGCUCUGGGCAAGUUCGUUCGAUUGCAAGUUCACAUCGCUUGUGGCUUGCGGUAGGGAAUUGUUUAUCACUAUAUUCUUAGUUCAUUUUUACCAGUACACCUGAGGUGUAUACUUUAGUACCAAUGGGGAAUUAGGAUAGUUUCACUGAUAUUUAUUACAUUUUCUGAGCUGCUGUGGAAUGAAUGCUAAACAUUCAUGAAUAGAGAUGAUGAUCAAUUAUUUGGUCAUGCCAAACAGUAAAAAAUCCACCAAUCUACGGAAUAGAUACUUGACGUGCAGAAGAAUAAGUUACAAAGCAGGAUUACCAUAAAUGCCAUACCAAAGAUGUUCAACAUCGACCAUACUUAAAACUGAUCGAAAGAUAUUCAACACACAGACACGAACAAAACACACAAUAAAACAGAAUAAACCUUGCAUGAGAUAUGAGUUCCAGUUGAUUUCGCACAAAUGUUUGUGCCAACUUCAGUUGACUCGAUGGUUCCUUUAGUUCGUAAUACAGCGUUAGUUUUACUUUGGUACCUACAAAUCCGUUCAUUCAGAGACGCAGAAAUAUCUAAUUGAUGUUCAUAGUUUCGGGAUAAAUCAACACACAAGUGCAAAUAUCGUGAACGAACCUGUACAGAUUUCCGGUAAACACAACGGAAACUCUAGAAUAUUCAAUACAAUCCAAUAUGCAAUAUCACUGCUAUGCUCUAGUUUGAAGGCUUUAUCAUUGUCUAUUCACUUGUUUUGUUUUUUAGUUCAUUUAUAGUACUUAGAAGAAUAUGCUUUUAGAGGAAAACUUAAUCAGCGUUAAAAGAACAAAUGCAAACAUGCAACAAAUUCAAACAAGGCUGAGGUUGGAAAAGUACUUUAGUAGUUUUUAUACCAUGAAAAAGAGAACGAUAAAGACUUUAUACUUAAUAUCCACAUGAGAUUUGUGAUAUUGAUAUAAAUUUUAAACUAAUGAUUCAUCGGAUGAAUCCUGUAAGUAAAUAGUUUGAAAAACGAAAUUAUAUUUAUGUGGGAUAUGUGU
Molecule: messenger RNA, 3556 nt
Organism: Toxorhynchites rutilus septentrionalis
Lineage: Eukaryota; Metazoa; Arthropoda; Insecta; Diptera; Culicidae
Gene: cue
Product: protein cueball
Exons: 4
Coding region: 305-2302 (665 amino acids)
Source: RefSeq, a predicted model, not a curated record